Messenger RNA from Contarinia nasturtii (swede midge), 561 nucleotides. RefSeq names its product larval cuticle protein 65Ag1-like. Gene Ontology annotation, cellular component: chitin-based extracellular matrix. The record is from RefSeq and is a predicted model, not a curated record. The coding region runs from base 39 to 398 and encodes 119 amino acids. The transcript is spliced from 2 exons. Gene Ontology annotation, molecular function: structural constituent of chitin-based larval cuticle. NCBI's taxonomy places the organism in Eukaryota, Metazoa, Arthropoda, Insecta, Diptera, Cecidomyiidae.
UGUUGUUGAACUGAUCAAAAACAAAAAAAUCAUCCAAAAUGAAAUUCGUUGCCAUUGCUAUGUUCGCCUUCAUCGCCGUUGGCUCAGCCGCUCUUCUUCCAUCCCCACCAGCAGCGCCAGCAGCGCCAGGAGCCGACGCCAGUGCUGAAACUGUAAAAAAUGUUGUCAAUGUUGGAACAGACUCAUUCAAAUAUGAGUACGAAACAUCAAACGGAAUCAAAGCCGAAGAACAAGGUCAAUUGAAGACCAUUGGAUCAGAACAAGCUAUCGUCACACAAGGUUCAUACUCAUGGGUUGCUCCAGAUGGUCAAACAUACACCUUGAAAUUCGUUGCUGAUGAAAAUGGUUUCCAUCCCGUCGCCGAUUUCUUGCCAACUCCUCCAGCUCCUCUCAACUAAAUUCUACAAAUUGAGAAGCAACACCUUUACAAAAAAAUGUUCAAUACAACAUCUAAAUUAUAGAAGAUCAAUUUUUGAUAAAAUCAUGGUUGAAUUCAAUGCGAAUUAACUAUGAUAAAUCCAUUAAAAGAAAAACAAUAAAAACUACUAUUCAACUUAUAAA